Molecule: messenger RNA, 1564 nt
Organism: Camellia sinensis
Lineage: Eukaryota; Viridiplantae; Streptophyta; Magnoliopsida; Ericales; Theaceae
Source: RefSeq, a predicted model, not a curated record
CAAUAAACAAAAAAACCAAAAAGAGACGACUUGCUAUGCGAAAUUUCUCACACCCUCUUCUAUUCUCUCUCUCUCUCUGUCUUCUAUUGCCUCAACUCAAGAAAGAGCCAUACCUCAGAUCCAAAUCCAAUUCAAUCCCUCCCAAACCCUAAUUAGAUUUCAACCCACCCAAAACUCUGAUUCCUAAAUCCCCAACUUUCGAAUCCCCAAUCAAUAUACACAUAUAGCCCAUACAUCACAUCACACUUUCCACUCCAUCUCUACAUGUAUUGCUAGAUUUUCUGGGGUUUUUCUUCUCAAUUGACAUGGACGGAAACAAAGACGAAGCUUUGAAAUGCUUCAAGAUCGGCCGCGAUGCUUUCGAAGCCGGCGAUCGAACCCGUGCCUUGAAAUUCAUCAGCAAAGCUCGUCGUCUCGAUCCUUCUCUUCCCAUCCACGAUCUCCUCUCCAAGAUCGAGGAAGAACCCACCAACGAAUCAUCACCAGCUUCAUCAAAGGUACCGGACAGUAACACCAACAGCAAUUCUGGUGCUGGGCGUAGGGUUUCGGCAUCUGGGUCUUCGUCAUCGUCUUCUUCGACGACCUCGGUGGCCUAUACGGAGGAACAGAUCUCAAUUGUGAGAGAGAUUAAGAGGAAAAAGGAUUACUAUGAGAUAUUGGGGUUAGAGAAGGGUUGUUCUGUUGAUGAUGUUCGCAAGGCCUAUCGAAAACUUUCAUUGAAGGUUCAUCCCGAUAAGAACACUGCUCCGGGUGCCGAGGAAGCCUUCAAGUCUGUUUCGAAGGCGUUUCAGUGUUUGAGUGAUGGGGAGAGUAGGAAAAGGUAUGAUCUUGUUGGAUCAGAAGAACCCGUGUAUGAAAGGAGGCGUCAGCGUCAGGGACAAGGGUUUCAUGGGCUUUAUGAGGCUGACAUUGAUGCUGAGGAGAUAUUUAGGAACUUCUUUGGUGGGAUGAAUCCCGCUAUGUCUGCGCAAUUCGGUACCUUUAGCUUUGGUCCAGGGAUGGGUGUGAGAAUGCACAACAAUGGGUCUCCUGGAUGGGUUAGGACUUUAAUUCAGUUGUUGCCUGUGCUUCUGAUUCUGUUCUUGAGCUUUAUGCCAUCAUCUGAUCCCAUAUAUGCGCUUUAUCGAUCAUAUCCUUAUGAACAUCGGUUUACUACUCAAAAGGAUGUUAAUUUUUAUGUUAAGUCGGCGAGGUUUGAGCAGGAUUACCCUCCUAAUAGCCCUGAACGCGUGAGGCUUGAAGGACAGGUGGAGAGAGAUUAUGUUUCGGUUCUUUCACAUAAUUGUCGGCUUGAGUUGCAGCGUUUCCAAUGGGGGAUAGUACGCGAAACACCGCAUUGUGACUCACUGAAGCAGUUUCAGAUGGUGACCUGAUGACUUGAUCCAAGGUCCACAUCGGGUGCUUAUGUUUCCUUUUCUACUUUUAUAUAUUUUUGUGACUGUUUCAAAUGCGGCAUUUUAUGUAUACUAUGGAAUAUUUGUUGACUAGUUGCAUACAUUCAUAAGUGCUUGUUGGAUAAACUUGAAUUUUGCAGAUGGAACUUACAGAUUUUGUUUGAAAAUAA